AUGUCUUCAGAUCAAUAUUACACAGAAAAGGAUACCUUUUUCGUUGAUUCUAGUGAAAGUAUAAAAAUUGAAGUCAUACAUUAUCCUCCCGCCAAUAUAAGAUCGAAUCAUCCACCAAUUUUAUUCAUUCAUGGAUUAGGUUCUGCGGCUUGGGUUUGGGAUAAUUUUUGUCGUUGGUUCUCGAAUAAAGGACAUGAUUGUUACGCUAUGAGUUUUCGAGGACAUGGACAAAGUACAAAGACUCCAAAGAAAGGUAAAUGGUGGUCAAUAAAUGACAUUACAAAUGAUGUAUCAGCCGUGACCGAUGCAAUAAUUGCUAGAACUGACGAUAAACCUGUUCUCGUUGGACAUUCACAUGGGGGAGGAAUUACGUCUUCAAAUACACGUAAAAUACUUUCAAAUACGCCAAUUCUUGUUAUCCUUAAAGCGUUAUUUACAUUAAACUUGUAUGCAUUAGUUGGAACUCCCGAAUUAAUGAAAAGGUUUUCCUUUUCUAAAGCAUUUCCUGAUUCUAUGGCUAAGGAUAUUCAUCCAAAACUCUAUAAGGAUAGAUUUGUCACUGUUUUGAUUGAACUUCUCAAACCUUUUGUUGACCCUUCGAAAAUUAAAUGUCCUAUGAUUGUGAUUGGUGCCGAAGAAGAUAAAAUUUUUGAUUUAAAAAUUAUAAAAGAAACUGCCGAUGCUUAUGGUGUUGGAUUUGAUAUCAUUGGAGGUGCGGCUCACAGAAUUAUGUUGGACCUUACAUGGGAGGAUGCUGCUAGUGUAAUUUUCAAUAGAAUUCAAGAAAAAGUUGUAAACAAGGAAUAA
This is a messenger RNA of Funneliformis caledonium, 807 nucleotides long. The record is from the annotation of a GenBank genome assembly. Lineage: Eukaryota; Fungi; Glomeromycota; Glomeromycetes; Glomerales; Glomeraceae.